Molecule: messenger RNA, 432 nt
Organism: Adineta steineri
Lineage: Eukaryota; Metazoa; Rotifera; Eurotatoria; Adinetida; Adinetidae
Source: the annotation of a GenBank genome assembly
AUGCAAGUUACUUUAUUUUGUUUUAUUAUAUUAAUCUUCAAUAUCGGAAAUCAUUAUAUCAAUGGUUUGGAUUGCUAUUCAUGUUUAAAUGUUGGGCAAAAUACAACUAAUUGUCAUGAUCCAUUCAAUACCAAUGGAACAUCAAUUAAAGUAGAUUCUGUAACAACUUCUGAUUCACUUUGUGUGAAAAUAGUUGGUAAACUUAGUGACAAUAACAGAUUUACUUUAAGAAAAGGUAAUGAAAAUGGAUGUCCACGAGGACUUAAUAGUAGUGAUAUUGUUGGAAAUACAAGUACUAUUCGAGUAGCUGAUUUGAAGAUUAAUUGUUGUAAUAAGCACUUGUGCAAUCAUGGGAUUAAUCAAAAAAAUAUUCAAUGGAAUAUAUCGUUUUUAAUUGCUUUUAUGUAUUUUUUUUCAUUGAUGUCUAUUUGA